Molecule: messenger RNA, 441 nt
Organism: Paramuricea clavata
Lineage: Eukaryota; Metazoa; Cnidaria; Anthozoa; Malacalcyonacea; Plexauridae
Source: the annotation of a GenBank genome assembly
AUGUUAUUUAAGUCUUGUAAUUACGUCAUACAAUGCGUUCGCGCCAAAUAUAGGUUUUUAUAUUCUCUGUCUUAAAAACGUGUGUAUUCAAACAGAGCGAAGACAAAAGAAAGAUAUGAUCAACACGCUAAAGAUCUACCUGAUAUCCAACCAGGAACUGUUGUUCGAAUCCGUGCGAAGGAAGAUGAGAAAUGGAAUCAACUUGGUAAAGUCGUGGAGAAGUGUGCCGAGCCAAGGUCCUAUCGUGUCCUCAAUGACAAAGGAAACAUUGUGAGACGCAACCCCCGCCACCUUAUCCCGUGUAAGGACAGAUUCCAGAUCCGGAAUGACUUUGAUUAUGAUGAUCUAGAAGUGACAACUCGACCCAGUUCUCCAGAACCACCAAACGAAAUCGUCACAAGAUCUGGUCGAGUCGUUCGAAAACCGUCUAGAUAUAGCUAG